Molecule: messenger RNA, 3810 nt
Organism: Plasmodium vinckei vinckei
Lineage: Eukaryota; Apicomplexa; Aconoidasida; Haemosporida; Plasmodiidae
Product: histone acetyltransferase GCN5, putative
Exons: 4
Coding region: 1-3810 (1269 amino acids)
Biological process (GO): positive regulation of transcription by RNA polymerase II; chromatin remodeling
Cellular component (GO): histone acetyltransferase complex
Molecular function (GO): histone H3 acetyltransferase activity; protein binding
Source: RefSeq, a predicted model, not a curated record
AUGGAAUGUAUUGUAGUCAGUGAAAACAGUAGGUUUUCCUUUUAUCAUAGUCUUUUAACCAAUGGGAAUAUUUACAAUUACUUAGAUUUGAUACAAGUUAUUGGAAAUAUUCAUAAUAAAUAUACAGAAAUAAAUGAUAUAGUUGAUAAGGUAUAUAAAGAGAGAACAGACUUAUUGAAUUAUGUUAAAAAUGUGAAAGAAAAUGAUACAAAUUUUGAAAAUUUCCAAACAAAUUCGAUCAAACAAAAUGUACACCCAUUAUAUAUGUACAUACAAGACAACCUAAAUACAGUAUCUAUAAAUAAUCAGUUUAUAAAUCCAUUGAACGAUGCAAAAUUUAAUAACAAGUGUGAAGUAACACAUGAUAAAAAUUAUAAACCUGAUAAGGGUAGUCAAACAGGUGAUAGUAGUAUUCCCCUUGAAGGGAAUACAUAUUUCCCCAUAUUAAACAAAAGGCAGUCUGAAAAGAAUGGACAACCAUUGUUGAGAUAUAAUGAGGCAAUUCGAAUGUGUAGUAGUGUUGAAAAUGAAAAUGGAGGCAGUGAAAAUGGGGAGAAUGUUAAUGAAGGGAGUGGGAAUAGUGAAAAUGGAAAUGAAGGAAGUGGGAGUGAAGGAUGUGGAAAUGCUGGAAGUGGAGGAGGAGAAAAUGGAAAUGGAGGAGAAGAUGGAAAUGGAGGGGAUGGAUGGGAAGAUAAAAAAAAGUGUGAAAAUGAUGAAGAAGAGGAUGAAGGAAAAAAUGAAAAUAAUAUAGAAGAAGAAGAAAAUGUUAAUACAAAUGGUGAAAUAAAUAAUUUAUCAAAACAAAUGUAUAACGAACAAAUAAAAAAUAAAAUAGAAAUAAAUACAAAGCAUGAUAAUAUAAUUGGGAAUAUGCCAAAUAAUAUGAUUGGAAAUUUAGGUGGGAAUAAUAUAAAAUAUGAUACAUUUCAAGGAGAUGACAAAAUAAUGAUAAACGGAAAUUAUAUUAAUAACAAUAUUAGCACUUCUUUUAAUAUGAAUAAAAAUUUAAUGAUGAAUCAAAAAAAUAUAAAUUUAAAUAUAUCAGGAAAAGGAUAUAGAGGAAAUAAAAUAAAUGAAGGAGGUAAAACACCAAAUGGAAUAAUGGGUAAAGAAAAUGAGGAAGAAUAUCAAAAUGAUAAUAUAAAUAAUAGUGGAAUUUUAAAUGAUGGUAAAAAAGAUUUUAUAAAACCAGAUGGAAUGGAUAUAAAUAAUAUGAACAGCAAUAUUGGAAAUAAUCCAAAUAUGUAUAAUCAAAUGAUGGCUAGUCAUAUAAAUCGUAUGAAUAAUAAUAAUUUAUUAAUAAUGAAAAAUAUGAAUAAUUUUAAUCCUAUGAAUUUUCCUAUGAAUUCUCAUAAUUUUAAUAUGAUGACACCAUAUAAUAAUAUAGGAAGUAUAAUAAAUAACAACAUGCCUAAUAUGGCUAAUAACUUUAUGUUAAACCCUCAAAUGAAUGGAGUUACUAACGAUAUAAAUAUGGGAAACCCUUCUAGUAGUAUUCUUGGUAUUUUAGGUAAUCCAUCUUAUAAUAAUAGUGGGAUUCCAAAUAAUGUUGAUCCAAACUUAAGUAAAAAAAGUUUGUCAAUUUCUAUUGAUAAAGAGAAAAGUAAUAAAGAUAAUGGAAUAAAAGGUGUAAAUAAUAAUGAAAGUAAUGAAAAUGGAAAAAAAAAUAAUGGUAAAAAUUUAAGUAAUAAAAAUAUAAAUAAUGUUGAAGGGGGAAGUAAAAAUAGUAUAAAAAAUAUACGUAUUGAAAAUUUAAAAUUUAAUGAUAAUGUAGAUUUAAAAAAUGUUGAUGGAAUAGAUUUAAGUCCAUAUUUUGUAAAUGGAAAAUAUUCUUCGAAAUUAUCGAAUGAUGAUAAAAUAUUUAAUAUAAUUUAUUAUAUUGUUAAUAAUUCAUUACAUGAAUAUUUAACUGAUUUUUAUAAUACCGAAGAUUUGGGAUAUAAAGAAAAAGAAGAAAUAGAGGAAGAUGAAAAUGUUCAUAGUGUUUUAAAAAAUGGAAUUACUGGUGAGGGUAGAGAAAUAAAUUCAUUGACCCCAGAUAAAAAUGGAAAAGAAGAACAGGAUGGGUUAGUUGAAAAUCCCGACCAAAUUAAUGAAACUGAGGAAAAUAAUAAAAAUAAAAGAAAUGCCGAUGAGGUUGAUGGAAAGGGAAGUGAUAAAGAAGAUGAAGAUGAUGAUAGUAUGAUACGAAAAAAAAAAAAAAUAAAAAUUGAAAAUGAAAAUAAUGGAAUAAAUUCUGUUUCGAAAGAUAAUCAAAUGGAUGAUGAAGAAAAAAAGGAUUUUAAUAUGACUAGUACAGAUAAAUGUAUGAAUAAUUUGAAACAAGAAAUGAAAGAUAAUGAAAAUAAUUAUAUAUUAGGUGAAAUAACAAAAAGUAUUUGCUCUAUAAUAAAUUUACAACAAUUAAUGCCUGUAAAUACAAGAUUAAAUAAUCCUGGAUUAAUUUAUGAUCCAAAUUAUGAAACUAUAUAUUCAAAAUGGAAAUCCUUUUUAAAGAAAGAACAAUCAAGUGGAAAUGUUAUAAGCAAAUGUUUUUCACGAGAUUUUUUACAUACUGUUUUAUUAUGUAAUUAUGAUAGUAUAAUUGAAGAUUUAAAAAAAACAGCAGUGAAAAAAAAAAUAAAAUAUUUCUUUAUUCACCUUUGUUUGGAAUCUGAUCUUCCUAUUAAUGUUGCAUUGAUGCUCUUUUUGAAUGCAACGAAGCAGAGCGACAAGUUGCAGUCCUUACUUCCAUCCGAAACUGGGUUAGGAUAUUUGCAUCGAGAUGCAGGAGGAGCAAAAGAAGAGAACAUGGGAAUUAUCACUUUUGAGUGCAUAACAAAUGAUAGAGAACCAGAUCAUUUAAUUAAAUUAAUAACAUUAAAAAAUAUAUUUUCAAGACAACUACCUAAAAUGCCUAGAGAAUAUAUUGUUAGACUUGUAUUUGAUAGAAACCAUUAUACAUUUUGUUUAUUAAAAAAAAAUACAGUAAUUGGUGGUGUAUGUUUUAGACCAUAUUUCGAACAAAAAUUUGCUGAAAUUGCAUUUUUAGCAGUUACAUCAACAGAGCAAGUAAAAGGAUAUGGUACUCGUCUUAUGAAUCAUUUAAAAGAGCAUGUCAAAAAAUUUGGAAUCGAAUAUUUUCUAACAUAUGCAGAUAACUUUGCUAUAGGGUACUUUAGAAAGCAAGGAUUUUCACAAAAGAUUUCGAUGCCCAAGGAAAGAUGGUUUGGAUAUAUAAAAGAUUAUGAUGGAGGUACAUUAAUGGAAUGUUAUAUUUUUCCAAAUAUAAAUUAUUUAAGAUUAUCUGAAAUGUUAUAUGAACAAAAAAAAACUGUAAAAAAAGCUAUACAUUUUAUAAAACCUCAAAUUAUAUUUAAAGGAUUAAAUUAUUUUACUGAAAAUAAAGGAGGUAAUUUACAUCCUAGUAAUAUACCAGGUUUAUUAGAAAUUGGUUGGAAAAAAGAACAUAGAGAUAUGACAGCAAAAAAAACUCAUCAUAAAGAAAUUCAAUUAAAGGAUCAAAUUAUAAAUGUUCUUGAUUAUUUGGAAAAACAACAAUCUGCUUGGCCAUUUUUAAAACCUGUCAGUCUUUCUGAAGCCCCAGAUUAUUAUGACAUCAUCAAAGAGCCCACUGAUAUUUUGACUAUGCGAAGGAAGGCCCGCCAUGGGGAGUAUAAAACGAAGGAAGACUUUGGUAUUGAGCUGAAGAGGAUGUUUGAUAACUGUCGAUUAUACAACGCUCCAACGACGAUAUACUUUAAAUAUGCCAAUGAACUACAAGCCUUAAUCUGGCCCAAAUAUGAGGAAAUCAGUGAAAUGGCAAAGUAA